Messenger RNA from Alosa sapidissima (American shad), 2798 nucleotides. RefSeq names its product sodium-coupled neutral amino acid transporter 3-like. The transcript has 21 exons. Bases 337 to 2037 code for a protein of 566 amino acids. Lineage: Eukaryota; Metazoa; Chordata; Actinopteri; Clupeiformes; Clupeidae. Gene Ontology annotation, molecular function: L-histidine transmembrane transporter activity; L-asparagine transmembrane transporter activity; L-glutamine transmembrane transporter activity. The record is from RefSeq and is a predicted model, not a curated record. Gene Ontology annotation, biological process: histidine transport; amino acid transmembrane transport; L-glutamine transport.
GAUUGGAUGGAGGAGGUGCUCUGUAGGCGGAUAACUCAGACACUUAAAGCAGCCCGCUUUAAACCGCGUCCAGUUCAAUUGUGCUGUGCCAUACGCAAAAAUUAGCUGGGAAGACGCUACACCCGGAUCGCAUUGUUAAUUCAUUGGGUCUGUAGGAGAAGAGAGCACGAGACACCGUGAACGAGACAACGCAAGGACGCGACAGGACUGGUGGGGAGCUAUUUAGGAACUCCUCUGGGACAGUAUUUCGUAUUGACACCUUAGAGGAGAGAGGAGGCCAGUCACCAGGACUUCACACACUCAGAGAGGGAUCAUUGGGCGAGUCCGUCUGCAACCAUGGAAGCUGCUCCAUCCGAGAUGAACACCAUUCCCAAUGGCAAGGGACAUGAGACAGCGGAGGGGACGACCUCUUCUGCCAAAUCACCAGUCGACAACUCCGCACAAGAAACUGUAUCCAGCUGUACCCAAAACUCAACGGAAACUGCACCUAGUGCUGCACAAACUGCCACGGAAACCGUUCCCAAUAGCACAGAAAGCACAACGGACGCUGUCCCCAAUUGUACAGAGAGUACUAAGGAAAAUGCACCUAAUAGCACUCAGAAUGACACCACCAACAGAACUGAGGAUACUGAGGCAAAUCUGGCAGAAAGCCAUGAGUUUUUGUCUCCUGUGGAUGACAAAAAAACUCCACGCUUCACAGAUUUCGAGGGGAAGACCUCCUUUGGAAUGUCCGUGUUCAACCUGGGAAAUGCCAUUAUGGGCAGUGGAAUUCUGGGAUUGGCAUACGCCAUGGCCAACACUGGCAUCGUCUUGUUUUUGUUCCUGCUAACGGCAGUGGCAGGCCUCUCCUCCUACUCCAUCCACUUGCUGCUCAAGUCCUCAGGCAUUGUGGGCAUCAGAGCAUAUGAACAGCUGGGUUACCGAGCUUUCGGGACACCAGGAAAAAUGGCUGCCGGCAUUGCAAUCACCCUGCAGAAUAUUGGAGCCAUGUCCAGCUACCUGUACAUCAUCAAGUAUGAGCUUCCCCUGGUCAUCCAGGCCUUCUGCGGGGUGGAUAAGCCAUCAGGCGAGUGGUACCUGAAUGGGAACUACCUGGUGAUCAUCGUGUCCAUCAGCGUGAUCCUGCCGCUGGCCCUGAUGAAGCAGCUCGGUUAUCUGGGCUACACCAGUGGCUUCUCCCUCAGCUGUAUGGUGUUCUUCCUGAUCGCUGUCAUAUAUAAGAAGUUCCAGUUGCCCUGUCCCUUUGAGGAGUUCUCCUUCAACAGGACGAUCACGGCCAGUCUGAUGAAUGCCAGUGUAAUAGCUGAGCCUCGAGGGGGGAUCGAGGCAGUGGUCGACCCAUCAUGUGUGCCUAAAAUGUUCAACAUCAACUCAAAGACAGCCUAUACAAUCCCCAUCCUGGCAUUCGCUUUCGUGUGCCACCCCGAAGUCCUGCCCAUCUACACAGAGCUGCGCAACCCCACCAAGAAAAAGAUGCAGCAUGUGUCCAACAUCUCCAUUGCAGUCAUGUACACCAUGUACUUCCUGGCUGCUCUGUUUGGAUAUCUGACCUUCUAUGAGAGAGUAGAGUCUGAGCUUCUGCACACCUACAGCAGAAUUGAUCCGUACGACACCCUCAUCCUGUGUGUGCGUGUUGCUGUGCUCACAGCCGUCACGCUCACCGUACCCAUAGUGCUCUUCCCGGUUCGUCGGGCCAUCCAGCAGAUGCUGUUCCCCAACAAGACCUUCUUUUGGCCGAGGCACAUUGCCAUCGCCUUUGUUCUGCUCACCAUCAUCAACCUGCUAGUUAUCUUCGCCCCCAACAUCCUCGGCAUCUUUGGGUUUAUUGGUGCCACGUCUGCCCCCUGUCUAAUCUUCAUCUUCCCUGCGGUCUUCUACAUCCGCAUCGUGCCCAAAGAGGACGAACCUCUGCGCUCUCCUCCCAAGAUUCUGGCCAUCUGUUUUGCCAUCCUUGGCAUCCUGUUUAUGAUAAUGAGCUUGAGUUUCAUCAUCAUCGAUUGGACAACAGGGAGCAGUAAAGCCAGCAGUGGUCACUAAGCCCUUCCCACCAUCAUGUGCAAGUGGGGUGUUUUGUUUUUAUAAUUUAAUUUGUAUCUCCUGUGUAUCAUUUUGAGUCAUUAUUGUAGAGAAUGCACUCUCUCUCUUUCUCUCUCUCUCUCUCUCUGUCUCUAUCUCUGUCUCUCUCGUUCUCGUUCUCUCUCUCUGUGGAAAGUUGAGACAAGGCCAGUGUACAGCAGGGGCAUUCAGAAGCCUGGAUAGUUAUUGCAGUCAUUUCAAAACGUUAGUUCCUCGUGUCCUUGGCUUCCACUCAGAGCCACGGUGUCUGUGUUCGUCUCUGUGUCCGUGUGAAGGUGCCCGCCAAAGUUACCCUGCUCCAAAAUAAGCAAUCCCAACUUUCCAGGACAGAAAAAGAUGGUGCAUUCUCUCCGAGCAAAGGGUGUCUCACCUCUCAAGCAGAUUUGCUAAAAAAAAAAAAACUGGUCCCAUUUCUCAUCUCCCAUGACUGAGUAGGAACACUCAAUGUUUUUUUUUUGUUUUGUUUUGUUUUGCGUGUCUCUUUGUUAUAACCUCUCACCUACACAAAUGCGGAACCACGGUCAUCUAUGGAGUGUCUUUGGGAGAACCAGAGCCUCGAAGGAAGGGAGGCUGCGUGAGUGUGCUUUCAUAGUAGUCUAUGUACCUGUGGUGCAACAGUCAACUGUAAUAACUUAUUAUUAUCCUCUAGCACAGUGGUUCUUAAACAUUUUGAAGCAGAGGCAGAGAAUGUCUUCUCUCAUAGGUAGGCUAUAUCAACACCA